This is a messenger RNA of Physcomitrium patens, 1833 nucleotides long. RefSeq names its product dihydroorotase, mitochondrial. The record is from RefSeq and is a predicted model, not a curated record. NCBI's taxonomy places the organism in Eukaryota, Viridiplantae, Streptophyta, Bryopsida, Funariales, Funariaceae. Gene Ontology annotation, biological process: pyrimidine nucleotide biosynthetic process; 'de novo' pyrimidine nucleobase biosynthetic process. Gene Ontology annotation, cellular component: chloroplast; cytoplasm. Gene Ontology annotation, molecular function: dihydroorotase activity.
CCCCACUAUUCUGGCGCUGCGCUGCGCCGACUGCAGAUUCGGUAUUCGUCGUUAUCUAUCUCUGCAAAUUCAACAAUGGAGAUGGAGCAGUGUCGUCGAGUGUGCUUUUCGUCCAUGGACGCAGGUGUUUCCAAUCCUGGGUAUAGUCUGUUCCCUCGUGUCCUUUGAAGGUUUUGUGGUGGUUUGAAGUGGCGAUUCGGGCGCUGAGGGAUUAGGUAUUGGUCUUGGAGCUGGGUUGAUUGUUUGUUGGGGUAGGGUUCUCGUAGGAGCCAUUCUAGUGUUGUGGGAUUACAUUUUUUUAGUUGAGUGUUCUGUAGGGUUUUGGGAGACGAGGCGUAAGAUUCCUUUUGAUCGGAAACGAUUUUCUCCUUUUUCCAAAUCCAAUUCUUCUACGACUAUUUGCUUUGAAGCCUCGGCAUAUAUUCAACUUUAAGUUCGUGAUGCUUCCCGCAAUGUUUAAACCCCGAGCUUUUGCGGCUUCGUUCUCGUUAGUGCCUACUGAAGGCUUCUUCCCGAGAUCAGGAAAGGGGAGGCUGGCAGUCAUGAAUUCGACUUCAGGAGCUAGCACUCUUGUUGAGCCAGGCACUGGUCAAACUAACGGGAUUCAGCGGCUCACAAUUAUCCAGCCAGAUGACUGGCAUCUUCAUCUUCGGGAUGGCGAUGGUCUGAAUGCAGUUGCUCCUUUAAGUGCAGGUAUUUUCAGGAGAGCUAUCAUUAUGCCCAACUUGAAGCCGCCAGUUACAGAUCUUGCUGCAGCUUUGGCGUAUAGGGAUCGCAUCAUGAAGGCUCUACCCUCAAAUGCAGAAUUCGAGCCAUUGAUGACUCUGUAUUUGACAGAUGUAACGACCAGGAAAGAUGUCAAGGAUGCAAGUGAAAGUGGGCUGGUGAAAGCUGUCAAAUUGUACCCAGCAGGAGCAACUACAAAUUCACAAGCAGGCGUCACUGACUUGUUUGGAAAGUGCCUGCCUGUACUUGAGGAAAUGGUCGAACAGGGGUUGCCUCUUCUGGUUCACGGAGAAGUAGCGGAUCAAAUGGUGGACAUUUUUGACCGGGAGAAAGUUUUCAUCGAGACAGUACUUACUCCCCUUAGACAGAAACUCCCGGAUCUUAAGAUUGUAUUGGAACACAUUACUACUGAAGACGCGGUUAAGUAUGUUGAGUCGAAUAGUGAUGGCAAGGUCGCAGCAACAGUAACACCACAACAUCUCUUAAUGAAUAGGAAUGCGCUGUUUCAGGGAGGACUUCAACCCCAUAAUUACUGCCUUCCAGUACUUAAGCGAGAGACUCACAGAAGAGCCUUGGUUGCGGCAGUUACAAGUGGCAGCUCACGUUUCUUUUUGGGAACAGAUAGUGCACCCCACGAGAGGCACACCAAAGAAGCACCUUGUGGGUGUGCAGGCAUAUUUAGUGCUCCUAUUGCCCUUCCCUUAUACGCGGAAGUAUUUGAUCAGGCAGAUGCCCUUGACAAAUUGGAGGGAUUUACAAGCUUGAAUGGGCCAGAUUUUUAUGGACUGCCAAGAAAUUCUAACACGACCACCUUGGUUAAGAAGAGAUGGAAUGUGCCUACAGAAUAUGGGUUUGGACCAGGUACUGUGGUGCCAAUGUGGGCAGGGCAUGCUUUGAACUGGAACAUUGAGUAGCUUUGAGGUAGUUAUGAUUAUGAUUUAGAACUGCAAUGGUGUGUUCGAGUUGCCAGAUGUCCAAGAGAUUUACCGCUGGAUGAUGAAACGAACAUUCAGAAUUUUAUUUAGACUAGAUUCUUGUGUGUAACUGCAUCAAGUGUCGCGAAAAAAUAAUUUAAGUUUGAGGCAUCCAAAUUUUCCAGUCAUCGAA